AUGGACUGGCUGUUCUAUCACGAAAUAAACGAAUACUUUGUGAUAUCAUUGUGCCUUAUAUUGAACGCGUUGCAAUUAACAUUGGCGCUAACGGAACGACAACAAGUCGUCAAAGUCUAUUGCAAGUUGAUCGUUUUGAAUGCUAGUACUGAGCUCUGCAGUACUUUUUGUAUGGCUCUUGGAAGACCGGUAAGGAAAUGAGCAUAAAAGUAUAAUAUAAUAGUUAACACAUUGUUGUUCAAAAAAGAAUGAGCCAUAUUUCAUAACAAAUUUCUUUAAAAAUCAAAAAAAAUUUUUUUUAAUUUAAAAAUUUUUUGAUUUUUUUAAAUUUGUUACCUAAAUUUUCUAAAAGGUUGGUUUUAACUCUAUUUUUAUCAGUAGCUCAUUAUUUUUUGAACAACCCAACAGUAAGGUUAUUACAAUUUUUUAAAAUUUAUUUGUUGUAAACUAUGUCAUUUCAGAUUCUCCAGUUCAGAAACGGCUUGUUCGUUGUGGUCUUUCUCGGUAGAGAAAAAGACGCAAAUUUAUAUUUGGUGUUUUUCUUCUAUGCCAUUGGAGUAGGUAUUGGUAUCAUCACUUUGCUAAUGGACUUCUUGUAUCGUUAUAUGGUCGUGUGUCGGUAUGUUGUUGGUCUAAGUUAAAUAAUUUUAUAUUUUUUACGAUUAUGGUUAGGUUUAGGUUAACGCUUAAGUUUAGGCUUACAUUUACUUUUAGACUUAUGCUUAAGUCCAAGCUUAAGCUUUAAUUUAGGCUUUGGUUAACACUUAAGCAUAGUUUAAGGCUUACGCUUGACUUCAGGUUUAGGCCUACGCUUGAGUUUAGGCUUGUGCAGCAUCUCAAGUGUAAGGUUCAUUACUAGGUUUAAAUUUAUUACUAGCAAAUUGUUUUUGACUUUUAAAAACUGUUUUUACUAUUGCCUCAAAGUAAGAAAAAGUAAAAUCCCAGCACUCGCAGUCAUUUGUUGGGUCGUUUUACACCGAGGCAAAUAUGACAUUAUUACAUCAAAAAACGUUACGUAAUUCCAUUUUUUGCAAUUUCUUUGAGGCUAUCUUAUUAGCUCAUUAAAUUAUAUAACUCUGCAGACAUUGUGUAAUACGACUUUUUGUUAAAGAAAUGUCCUAAUGAACUACAAAGUUAUUUAAUGGUCUAGGCUAGGUAGAAUGAUAAGAGCCAGCAGGCCUAAAUUACAGGGUGCGCCAAAAGUACGUUGACUCAUUAUUUUAGUCAUAUAUUUAUUAAAACAAUGAAUAUACUUAAAACAACAACUAACAAUAGUAACAUAUAGUACUAAGUAUAAGAUUGGGCUUGGUAGGUUUACGUUUAACAAGCUUAGGCUUAAUAAACUGAUGCAUAGUGGGCUUAGGUUUAAUACGGAUAGCUUUAACAGGCUUAGCUGUAGUGUUAAGCUUAAUAGGUUUAAGCUUAGUUUGAUUACUUUCUCUUAGUAGUCUAAGACUAAAGGCUUGUUUAAGCUCAGUCUGAGUAGGCUUAAGCCUAGCUAUGCUUAGAGUUCAGAGUAGUAAGUUUAAUUUAAUUAAUUUAAAAAGUUUAAAUUUAAAAAUUAAUUUUUAGUGAUACAAAUGUAAGACUUUACCAUAUACUAAGCUGGACGUUGAUUGUUUACUUUUUUGCUGCUUGGGAUGCCACUUUUUUGACAUAUGGCUUUUACACAUCAACUGAGGGUACAAACGCUACACUUCAUAGUAUAUUCACCGAUGUACCUUACUUUUUGAAACUUGAGGAUGUGCCAGUGCUUUUUACUGAUGUGGUAAGGCUUUUUCUGCGUUUUUGAUAAUUGAUAAGAAAGAAGUUUGUCUUUAUCAUUUUAUAAUUUUAAAAAUGAGUUUUUGUACUUUUGAUCAUUUUUGUUACAGUACAACCAGUACAGUCGAAUUUUCAUGGUAUCAGCACUGAUGAUUACUAAUACAGUAUAUUCUGUUGUAUUUUUCACACGACACAAAGUUAUGACAAAGUUAUUCAGUAAGAAACACGUCAUGUCUCAGAGGACUAAAAUAAUGCAAAAUGGCCUUAAUAACAUGCUGAUGGCCCAGGUAAGCUAGACGUAAAACCUUGGCUCAGAGCCUUAGUCCAGAACCCUAGCCCAGAGCUCUAGUCCAGAGCCUUAACCCGAAGCCCUAGACCACUUGAUCUUAGUCCAGAGCUUCAGCCCAAAGCCCUAGCCCAGAGCCCUAUCCCAGAGCCCUAGUUUAGAGCCCUAGCCCAAAGCCCAGCCCAGAGCCCUAGUUCAGUGCCCAAGCCCAAAGCCCUAACCCAGAGCCCUAGCCUAAAGCGCUGGCUCAGAGCCUUAGCUUUCCUUCUAAAUCUAACCGUAGCUCUUGCGCUGGCUCUAGACUUAGCUCAGAGCCCCACUUUUAGCAAAAUUCAUAGUUUAAGUCGUAGCCUAAGUUAUAGCCUUAAGCAUACCUCUAGGUCUUGGCUUUAGCACUAUCUUAAGCCUUAGCCAUAGCCUUAGCCUCAACUCUAGUCUUAGUCAGCCCACGCGCUAGCCCUUGUUUCAGCCCUAGUUCUAACCUUAGUUCACUAGCCGUACCUUAACUAAAAUCUUUCUUCAGGCAAUCGUUCCAAUCUUCACCGGCCUAUUACCAGUGAUAGGUAUCGUACUAGGUAUGUUAAGUAAAACUAAUAACCCAAGCGUUGGUUUUACAAUCACAAUGAUGUUUUCAUAUCUACCGAUUGUUAGUCCAAUUUGCACCAUUUACUUUAUCACUUCAUUUCGACAGCGACUGAUGUUUUGGAGGAAAUUGAAAAGGAUUGACAAUCAUACCAGUGAAAUUCAGGCCAGCUACACUAA
Molecule: messenger RNA, 2812 nt
Organism: Bursaphelenchus okinawaensis
Lineage: Eukaryota; Metazoa; Nematoda; Chromadorea; Rhabditida; Aphelenchoididae
Source: the annotation of a GenBank genome assembly